Messenger RNA from Helobdella robusta, 2393 nucleotides. RefSeq lists its product as hypothetical. NCBI's taxonomy places the organism in Eukaryota, Metazoa, Annelida, Clitellata, Rhynchobdellida, Glossiphoniidae. The record is from RefSeq and is a predicted model, not a curated record. Bases 1 to 1935 code for a protein of 644 amino acids. The transcript has 8 exons.
AUGAAUAAUAAUAACAAUCACAAUAAUAAUAAUAAUGAUACUAUCAACAACUGCAAUAACAUCUACAACUUUAAUAAAAACAUUCGUCCUGACAACAACAACCACAAUAACAACAACAACAACAAUAAUAAUAACAACAAUAUUGUGAAUAAUAAUAACUAUAAUAAUGUCACAACCUCAAGAAAAGAUCACCUGGAUCGUAUAAAAGUGAAUCUAAAGAGGAAGCUUGAGGGCCUGGAGCACGGGUAUAAAUAUCGAACCACCGUAGAUUAUAAUGUCAUGAAGAGGAUCAAAAACUUGGAUGACGUCAUCAACUAUUUCAGAGCCGAUAAUAAAAUAAAUUUUGCUACUACUACUACUACCACUACUGCUAAUGAAAAUAAUAAUAAUAAUAAUACUGAAGGUGAUGAUGAUGAUAUGGCACAUCUGCCUACAUUUCUAAAGAAAUUGGUGAUGAAGAAGCGAAGAUAUCCCAGCCACAACGACAACAAUUUCAACAACAACAACUUCAACAACACAAAACGAAGUUGCGACGGUGAUGAUGAUGGUGAUGAUGAUGAUAGUCAUAAUAAUUGUUGCUGCCAAAAUAUUCCAUUGCCUUACACGAACUAUUGCUCCGAACAUAUCACAAAUAAUUCAGACCUGUCUUCCUACCAUGCACUCAUCAGUCACAUUCAGUCAAACAUCAACAACAACAACAACAACAACAUCAACAACAACAGCAUCAACAACAACAUCAACAACAACAACAACAGCAACAACAACAUCCACAGCAGUGAUAGUAUCAACAACAACCAUGCACGAAACAUUAACAACAGAUAUCAUUACAUCAACAUUUGCGACAUCAACGAGCCAACCAACCUAACCAGCACUACUCUACGCCGAAAUCACAACAACAUCAACGACAACGACGACAAAAUAACCAGCAGCAGCAGCAGCGAUAAACACAACAGAAUCGUAGCAGUUAAAGCAGUGACGUCAUUAUCAUCAGCUGCCACGGCAGCUGAUGUUGCCAUGGAAACCGCGGUCAACUCCAAAAAGUUGAAACACGCAUGUUGCAAUCGCAAAACUUCGAAUAAGAAGAAGAAAAAUACCAAUAGCAACAAAAAUAAUAAUAAAAAUAUUAAUAAUAAAAAUAACAAUAUUAAUAAUAACAGUAAUAAUGCAAAUAAUAAAAUGAAUAGAAUUGAUAAGAACAUCAUUUUGGCUAAAAAUGUCAAACAGAAUAAAAAACGAUUCAAAAAUAAGCAUGACAUAAAUAAGUUUGUUUAUGGCAUUCACAACAACAACAACAACAUUGGCAACACUAAUCACAACAAUAUAAUCGCUGGUAACAUCAAGAAAUUAUCCCGUGACAUCACUGAUAAUGAUAUUGAUGUUGUCAAUGAUGAUAAUGAUGAUGGUGAUAAUAAUUAUGGAAUCGUACCUGCUGCUGAUGUGGAUGAUGAAAUAGUUGAUGUCACGGCGGACAUGCACGAGGAAUUUCAUGCCGAUGAAUUGUUGCUGAUGUCAUUCAACGAGGAUGAGAAAUAUCUCAAUAACAUCAACAACAACAUCAACAAUAACGACAUAAACUACAGGUUUAUAAAAGAGAAUGUCGAUUUCAUAUCUUAUCCCAAGCUCAACUCAUCCAGAUCCUCCAAACAAACGUUUCAUUACGACUUCAAUCAAUCACAACAACUCACAACAGCAACAGCUAAAACGUCAACAUCAACAUUCGCGACAACAGCGACUACAUUUUUGGCCACAAGCAACAGCAACAUAAUUCAGCAACAAGAAAUUUUUGGAGAGAUAGUUGCUGAUGAUUUUAUAAGAGAGAUGGACCUGCACUCAGAUCUUCCGUACAGUUUUUUCGACACUCACGAUGUCCAGGACACACACGAGGUCUUCAGCAACAAAAUGUCCAUCGAACUCUUUGACGUGCUCCAAACGUGAUGACGUCAUCAACACUAUCAUCGUCGUCAUAACGCUGAUGAUGAUUUGUGUGAUGACGAUUUUGAUAACGUUGAAUUUAAAUACAAACUUAAAUACUAGUAGCUUUGUUACAACGGUGAUGAUGAUGAUGUCGGUAAUGAUAAGAUUAUGAUGAUAACGACUAGUCAUGAGGUUCAGAAUUCUUAAUUGUAUAUAUUGAAUAUAUAUAUAUAUAUAUAUAUAUAUAUAUAUAUAUAUAUAUAUAUAUAUAUAUAUAUAAUAUAAGUGCCUUACCAGUUCAUUUUUAUACUUUUUCUUUUUUUUUCAUAACUUCUUAUUAUGGUAAAUUUUGUUUGGUCAAGAAUUGCCUGCUUUUAUGAUAAAGUUUUUGUUUUUUGUUGUUGUUUUGACUUUGUUGUAAUUAAUUUACAAAUGUGAACUAUUUGUUAUGUAGCCACUGUCAAUACAAUUUUUUUUAA